Messenger RNA from Seminavis robusta, 2123 nucleotides. Lineage: Eukaryota; Bacillariophyta; Bacillariophyceae; Naviculales; Naviculaceae. The record is from the annotation of a GenBank genome assembly.
UUUAGCUUUCACGGCUCGCACUCGCAGCUCCAAUUUCAUCAUUAGAAAAGGACAGCAUGAAGCAGCCACCUUUUGCUGGCUGCAGCUUGACCCUUAUUAUCGUCCUUGCAACCACAAAUGGCUUUUCACAUAGGAGCUUGAUCCACAUCAGCGAUCGCGGCAGUUUGCUUUCACCAGGAGCCACUGUACGUGCGUCAUUUCCAGUUUUCUCAAUCACAACACGCCUCCAAGGCACCAAAUCCGACUCUAGCAGUAGUGGUAGUAUACCCCGGACCCAUCCAACUUUUGAAUCGCAGCCGCUUGAAGUAGCCUCUGCGUUAUUGUCGAAAUCUCCCACACUGGACGCGGAACAAGCUCUGGCUUCCCUUGCCGCCACGUGUCUGGCAUUGUUGGCGGGCGACGAAGAAGCUGCGGAAGCCCUCACGGGAGGCGCCGAGCGCAAAAGAGAACUGAUUGGCAAAGCAUUUCAAGCCUACGAUGUUUGCGAAAGUGGAACACUCUCGGUCGAGGAAGCACGAGCUCUGUUUGUGGAUUUGGCGCGCAAUAUCGUUAGUGAUCUCGCCACUCCUUCGAAUGACCGGACGGAAAAGCAACAAUUGGCAUCCUACCGUCCCUCGGAAGGCUCCAUUCCGGGAGCAGCAAGAGCUCAUGCCAAACGAGUACUGGCCAUGGAUGAUUCGGGGAAUACCAUUGAGCGGAUUGCCGCCAAGCUGCUAUUGAUGGCAGAUGUGGACCGGGAUGGACGCAUUUCUCUGCCGGAAUUGGCUAAUUUAUUUGACACCGUUCAUUCUGCCAAUGUCGAAGAAAAAGGCAACAAUAAUAAUAAUGUCGAUACCUUUCCUCAGCCUCUCAUGGCAUUGGCUGGAUCUUUGCAAUUGCUGCCAGCCAUUGAGGGAAGGGACGUGAUUUCCGCUGCUUCCAAAGCUACACAAUGGAACAUUGGGGUGCCAGGCGACGAUCAUACACUGAGACGAGUGGAACUGAUAAAGGGACAACUCUCCAUUGUGGGACUGGGGCGAUCCGCAGAUGCAUCCACCUACUUUUUGCCAGAGCUGGGCAUUGUCUUUGACGCCGGUAUUCAUGUCAAGUCGCUCCAGCCCAAGACAGUGUUGCUGACACAUGGUCAUCGCGAUCACAUUGCUGCUCUACCAACGCAUGCCGCAGCAAAAUCAAAGCUCUUUUGCCCCAAACCCAUUGCUCCCUUGGUCCGGAGGUUUCUUUUGGCAGAAGCACAAUUGAAUUAUGGGGAUACGUCACAAACCGAUGAAGAAACCACUUCAGCACUGGGUGAAUAUGAUAUCCAAGGUGUCGAGGAUGGAGAUGAUAUAUUAUUGCCUCGGGAGUAUUACCAGGGGUCUCCCACACCGAUUGGUGUAGAGGUCUUUCGAGCUCCUCACAAGGAGGGCAUACCGGCAGUUUCGUAUGGCUUGUACCGCAUCAAGAAACGGCUCAAACCGGAAUAUGCUUCCUUGCCAAAAAGCGAUCUGGGUGCGUUGAUUCAAAAAGACAUUCAGAUUACGGAAAGCUACCAGGAAGGUCUACUAUUUUACACUGGUGACACCACAAUCAAUCUGCUCAAAGAACGAUGGGAGGAAAUCCUUCCCAAGUACAAACAUGUCAUUCAUGAGGUUACCUUCCUGGGGAAGCCCAGCUCAAAGCUAGACGAAUCGGCAAGACAAAAGGGUCACACGCAUUACUCCCAGCUGCAUCCUUGGAUCUGCUCCUUUCCUGAAACCACGUUUGUCUGCGUCCAUUGGAGUUUACGAUAUUCAAGAGAAGACCUCAUCAACUUCUUUGAGGACGAAUAUGGCGGCGUUCCAAAGAAUGUUGUUCUGUGGGUGUAAAUUAACUCACGAAAAAGGCAUUGCACUUGAAAUUGAAACUGAUGUUCUAGACCUGCGUGGUUCUAUUGGUUUUACCAACCAAAGGUCCGAUCGGGCAUCCCCUUGCCUGGCGAGCACAUCAGGUUGCACUACUUAUAAUUUGACUGAUGCAAGAUGAAUUCAGAGACAGUCUUCUCUCCUUAUGUGGGCAUGUGGCAAAGUGGACUAAAACCAUUGGGUUGAAGAUGUGGCCGUCAUAGCGCACACCAAAUCAAAAUUUCAACUGCUAAUGCAAGCGCU